Molecule: messenger RNA, 2150 nt
Organism: Polypterus senegalus (gray bichir)
Lineage: Eukaryota; Metazoa; Chordata; Cladistia; Polypteriformes; Polypteridae
Exons: 6
Coding region: 11-721 (236 amino acids)
Source: RefSeq, a predicted model, not a curated record
UUUGAAACUUAUGACUUUUUUAGUGACUGAAUACGCAGCAAUGGGCUUCAUGUGCUGGAUGCUCCUAAUAUAUGCUCUGAUUGGACAAAACCUGACCUUCAAUGAAGCAGGUGCAGCUCUGAAACCUUCCAUCCAGCUUCUUUCUUCACAGUCCACUUUUUCACUUGGAGACAAACUUACAAUCAGGUGCAGUGCAAACCAGAGCCAUAACACAGCAGUAACGUUUUUAUUGUACAAAAACUAUACUGUGCAUAUUGCAGAAAAACAUUUGGAUGUAAACCAAACCAGUGCUGACUUUGUAGUUAGCCUCACAGCAACAUACGAGGAGAUGUAUCACUGUUUCUACAGAAUGGAAAAUGGACUGUCGUCAACAUGGAGUGAAACAGUUUAUAUCAAAGCGGCUACAGAAGAAUCAUCUGUUACAAAAUUCUCUGAACUACCACUGAAAGAUAUUAUAUAUGGUGGAGUCAUUGGAGGAGCUUUGCUGCUUUUCAUCAUUCUGGUCAUUGUGCUGUAUAUAAAGAAUAGGAAGCCCGUCAGCCAUGUAAAACAAAAUCCGCAAACAGAGAGAAAGUUCAACAGCUAUGUGGAAAUUCAAGUUUGUGAGUUUUCCUCGACGAAAAAGAGAUACAAAGAAGAACCUGUAUACAUGAAUGUACCUAUUCGCGGCUCAAAAAAACAUUCUCAGAAUGGAAAGAAAAGUAGCAAAAUGUUCAAGUGACAUUCCAAAACCUACCCAGAACAACAUAUAUACAUGAAAAGGAAGGGUAAUAUGUACAUUAUGUAAAACAUGAAUUCUUGUAGAUUUUUUGUGCAAUGUAUAUGAAAGUGCAUUUAAGGGUCUAUUGGGUUUCAAUCCUGAACAAUCUGAGGUUCUCUUUUAUAUUCAAAGUGCAGUCAGCUUUCUAAGGCAGUCAUUGGAGAAGAUCUUAACUGACAAUUGAUUUUAUGUCUGCCUGAUGGGUGCCUAUUAUACAGUAAGUACCUCUGAGCGUUUGUUCGUUUCCAAGAAUUCAUGAUUUAAGUCCAUCAAUCCAUCCAAUAGUGAACUUGCUUAUCCAGCUUAGAGUCAUGAGGCGCUGGUGAUAAUCUGGUCUGUUUAUCAGGUGGUAAAUUUUGGGGUCAGCCUAGAGUUGCCAAUUAAUUUGACUCUCACACCUUUAAGGGCAGUCCAUGUAUUUAGUGAUCAAAGUUUAAAUUUUGAAAUAAUACAAUUUUCAUCAUUUUCAGACCAGAAUAAGAAUGGCCUUUUGUAGAUUUCAUUACAGGCUACCAUUGUACCACAGUGAAAUCAAAGCCAGCCCACAAGGUUUUCCCCUCAAGUCGUAUUUUGUGGUGGUGUGACGUUAAAAAUGAGUCCACAUGUUUGUGCAAGAUCAAAGACAUGGUAUCUCUCCAAAUAUCCCACAGCAAGUGAUUAUUUCAUUCCGCAUACCGUAACUGCCUUGCUAUGAGCAUCCCAUGCCAGAACCAGAUCAUAAUUUGUGAAGGAGAUCUUGUUGAAUACUGAAUAUGACGCUUCUGUUUGUAUGUUUUAUCCAGAAAAGGUGGAGACUUGUCCUAAAGCUAUAGCUAGUCAGCGCUUAGUCAUUGAUCAUUCAUCACUGUGGUGCCUCCCUUACUGUAUCUGCCCUUGAAGUUCCACCUUUUAAGACAAUUCAAAAUCCAUCAUUCAUCCGUUUUCCAAACUUGUUUAAGAAAUGUUUACAGCCAUGAAGAACCAGAGCCUAUCCUAUCAGUGUAAGGUGUAAGGGGGGAACCAAUACUGGAUGAGAUAACAAUCCAUUGUAUUUCACAAACCCACACAUGAUCACUAAUGCCAGACCAAUGUAAAGGUGCCAUUUAAAGUAACAAACUGCUACCGUGCUUCAGCCCAGGCUGUACCUCAAGCUUAAUUUUUGUUAAUCUGUGGUUAAUUGUAGUCAAUUAAGGGAGAAUCUUAAAUUGAGCUGACCUCUAAUUGUUUAUUGUUCUUCAGAUACAAUUACUAAUUACUCUGCAGUCAACUAAAGAGUUUCAAGUGAGUAAAAGGGCAGAUUCUGCAUAUGGUCGUUGUUCAAGCACUAGGUCUUCUCUCUCAGUUUCUUCCCCUUAAGAGUCACAUGUUUUCUUCGGUAUCUUUUUUGUAUUAGAUAUCAAGGAUUCUUCAA